AUUGUUUUUUUAACUUCACAUUAGAUUUAAUAUAAACAUUUUCUGCAAGUUAUAGGUUCGAACUUUAACUUUUAUUAUCAAAUUGCCGUUAGGCAUACUUUAUCCUUUUGUACUAAUGGACUAAAAAAACACCUGCAUUAAAUCCAUUUGAUCGACAACAAACUGAACAACAUCCGCAUUUAAAAAGUCAUAUGAAUCGUCUACAAACCAUGUGCCAAGUACGGUAUACCCCACCAACGUCCUAGCAUUUAUACGGUUAGUUACAUUCGAACGACCCAUCUAACCUCUUAGGGAUAUAUUUUUAAAACUUGUGCUUCUAUUGUCGCGAAGUCUGUCGUUUCAGCCUAGUUUUAGUGAACUGACUAUUGAAAUUCCACCAAGAUGGUUUUGAAUGUUAUGAUACAGUUAUGUAAGAUCACCAGAGCGAGUAAAUUAUUUCAAAGGAAUUUUUACUUGCCGUUACUCAAGCCUUUAUCCCCUAAGGAUGCCCUCAGAAGACACAUCAUCACAGGUAAGGAUGUGCUGUCGAAAAGACUUGAACACUGGAUACCGGUAUUCGAGGAGUAUGCUGCGAGGGUCCUAAGACGAAAAUAUACCCCCAAAGGGAAAGGGAAAAAGCGACAACGAAAAAAAGAUUCCAUGAAAUAUGUAACACCUUUUUUUGACGACGAAAUGGACUAUCACACGAAACUUCAACACACCGUCAACUCUAAACCAAAAGGCCGUGGCCAAUGCUAUACAUAUUUUAUUCCCGAGAAACGAUGCACCCUUGUGCUGACCCAUCAAAUGGAACGCUGCGUCAGGGAGAAGGCUAUAGUUGAUAUUUUAAUUUCCCUACGUCACGAGAAAAUUCUCGUAAAAAUGAAGGAUGGGACGAAAAUCGUCAUGCCCUUGGUAGCGUACGACGGCAGGGCACCGCUCUACAGAGGCGAGGGCUGGACGAGGAAAGAGCUGGAAGAGUUUCAUCAUCACGGCAGGGAAACCACUUUUCCCAUUUCGCAACUUUUCGAAGCGAAAGAAUCUGGCGUGGAAGAAUGGGAACUGGAAAUGAUGCGAAUGGCGAAUAAAAGGAAAAAGAAAAUGAAAGGCGAAGGCACAGAGGAUUGGAAAGCAAUGUUGGCGGCCACUGCCGAAUCGAUGGAUUGGGACGCUUUCGAAGAAGAGACGAAGCAAAUUGUCGAAGAAGCUAAUGACCCAGUUGAUGAUGAACCUAUAACGAUGGCUCUCGAAAACAUUGACAAAACAGUUAACGUUAACGAGAAACUAAAAGACGCAGGAGAUGAGGUUAUGUCUAUGUUACCUAUCAUACCAGAAAUUCCCGAGCUUAUAAAAGUAUUGAAAGAUCAAAGUGAUUUAACUGAUAUCGCCAACGUGUCGGGCGUCAUCGUGUCAUUAAGUGAUGAAAAACAAAGAUUUGUUCCCGGUCAAAUGGUCACGUCAGAAGACGGAGAUUUGUUCGUGCCCGGUCAAACGACCGUUAUGGAAUCGGGCGAGAAGGAAUACACGCCAGGAUUUACCGUACUGUUAGAUAACGAACCUACUCUCAUUCCCGGACUGGUAAUGGGCGACGAUCCAAAUAAGGCGAUGUUUUUGCCAGGGGAGUCGACUAUAACAGAGUCCGGCGAAUUACAGUUCACCGAGACAGAGGAUGACGUAGUUAGGCGUUCACCUACCCCACCUUUCGAGAAGGAAGUGGAAGAAGUCGAGCUAGACGAGGUCCAAAAUAGCGAAGAUGAGGAGAUUGAAAUGAAACCGCCCCCUAAACGAGAAAAGAAGGAGUUCAUUUACGAGCGGCCUAAGCGCGAGUACGCAACCGAAAACAUGGGUCCGAAACAUCGCGAACGUGCUCCCAAAAAAAUUCAGACCAGUGCCUCGUUACAGGUUACGGACGAUACUGAAGCGAAACGGCCCAUAAUGACAGUAAAUGCUGUGAUUUAUGACCUUCAAGUGCCCACCUUCGAGAAAGACCUAUUGGAACAGGAAAAGGAACGGGUGCAGGCUUUAGUGGAAAAAACGGGAAAAGAGGAAGCGAAAGUCGAGAAAAAACGUCGCGAAAUCAAACAGAGAGCGAAGCAGUUGAUCGAGAACCGACCGAAAGCUCCCAAAUACGAGCCCUUGGAGCCUGUUCGGAAAAGUGAAAAACUUCGAGAAUUCGAACAAAGCAUCAAAAAAGGAAAGUUUUUCGAUAACGAUUACAAAAAGUAUUUAACCAAAGAACGGAAUGAACGGUUCAAUUGGUUGGAAGACUACCAAUACAGAAAUACAUUUGAUACGGUGGGGAUAUUGCGUCACCGUAUAUGGAAGUCUGUCUAUUCUGAACACAAAACAGAAGCAUCAUCGAAAAUGCCGAUCAACGUAAAAAUAUCGCUCUGCAAGAUCACCAGGGCUAGCAAACUGUUUCAGCGAAACUAUUACUUGCCCUUGCUAAAACCCCUGUCGCCUAAAGACGCACUUCGAAGAAAGGUAAUCACGGGUCAAAAUAUACUUGGAGCUAGAAUAGAACAUUAUAUUCCCGUGCUUAAACCACACGAUGAAAAACUCGCCGAGAAAAAAAGAAGAGGCAAAGGGGUGCCAGUAAUAAAGAAAAAGCUCAAACUGCACGACGAUGUAAAAUACGUAGAACCAUUUCUUGACGACGACAUGGAAAAUCAUGACCGGGUUCAACGAAUCCUGGCCCAGAAACCCAGAGGCAGAGGUCAGUAUUACGUUUACGAGGUGACGGAUAAAAAUUGUAACUUGGUUAUCAAUUACCAAAUGGAAAAAGCGCUAAAAGAUAAGGACAUCGUGGAUAUAACGAUGGCGCAACGUAGCGAAAAAAUUCUAGUCAAACUUUCCAACGGUAUGAAAGUGGCGAUUCCGGUAGCCCCUUUUACGAAUGACAGAGUUACCCUCUACCGUGGUAGCGGAUGGACCAAAGAAGUAGUAGAGCAAGAACACCAUCAUGGCAAAGAGACCAUGUCCAUCGCCAAACUCUUCGAAGCCAAAGAAUCGGGCGUCGAAGAAUGGGAACUGGAAAUGAUGAGAAUGGCGAAUAAAAGAAAGAAGAAGAUUAAAGGCGAGGACUCGGCCGAUUGGAAGACAAUGAUGGCGGGCUGCCUAGAAAGCAUGGACUGGGAUCAAUUUGAGGAGGAAACUAAACAGAUUGUCGAAGAGAAAGAAGAAAUCGUGGAAGAGGAGAACAUACCUAUGGAAAUGGACGAUAUGGAAAAAACCAAACAUGUUAACGAAAAGUUGAUUGCCGGUGGCGAGGAGGUGCUGAACCAGUUGCCCACGUUAAUAGAAAUUCCGGACGUCAUCAAAAACUUGGAGUCGGGAGAAAUGGAGGAUUUAGUAAACGUAUCUGGGGCGAGGGUGUCGAUACCACAAGGGAGAGCUUGUUUCGUUCCGGGCCAAAUGGUAAAAUCUGAAGAUAAUGAGGUAUUCAUGCCGGGUCAAACCGUUGAAACAGAAAACGGGACCCCGGAGUACAUCCCCGGAAUAACAGUGUUGAUGGACGGGGAACCUACCCUAAUUCCUGGUCUAGUAAUGGGUGAAGAGGAACAGCCCGCCAUGUUCCUUCCCGGUGAGUCUACUAUUACGCAAGAGGGUCAGCUGAAAUUUGAAGCUACCGAAGAGGAUCUUCCACCUCCACCGCCCAGACCCCGCCGUUCCCUCACUCCCAGUCCCCCACCUUCAUAUCAGCGCAAACCGAGAGAAAUAAAAGAUGAGGAGAUUGUCAUUAAACGUCGAAACUUUGACGAACCUUCGGAGCCGCUAAUUAAAGAAAAGGUCAAAAGGAGGGCGCCGGUAAUAAUGAAAGUCAAGGAAGUAACUCCACCCAGGGAAUCUUUCAGACCUCAGAGGCAGCCGUUGGAAGAUCCUCUGCGGCUUUUGGAAGAAGAACGCAGACUGAGAGACGAGCAGGAAAGGAAAAGAAUGAAGGAAAGGAUGGAGGAGAAAGUAUUAAAAGAAGAGUCGAAGGUAAACAAACUCAGAAUAGAUAUUCGCAAGAAGUGUAAAGAAUUUAAAAUAGAAAAACCGCCGAAAUACGAACCUAUCCAGCCGGUUAAAAAAAGUCAGAAACUGGAAGAACUGGAGUUGAGCAUUAAAAAGGGUACGUUCUUCGACGACGAUAAGACGAAACAGAUCCUAGAGAAGGCGAAGAGCGCGACGAGGAUGUUAAAAUAUCAAGCCGCUUUAGACGCUUACGGGAACAAUUUUAGAAGAUUUUUAAAUACGUCGUUAUUCGAAUUCAUUCAUCGAUCGUGCCUGCUUAAAAAAGUAAAAAAAAAAAUGGUGAACUACGUGCUCUCGUUUUGCAAAAUUACCGGAGCGAGUAAGAUAUUUACUAGAAACUUUUACCUGCCUUUGCUGAAACCGCUGACCCCUAGGGACGCACUGCGCACGCUCAGAAUAACGGGUAAAUGGCUACUGGGGGCAAAAAUCCAGCAUUAUAUUCCGGUACUUUUGAAUCAUAGACAAGAGAGAUCGAAAAGGUCAAAAAAUUAUGGUAAAAGGGAGCAUAAGCGCAUGGAAGAUUUUACUUAUAUGACCCCGUGCAUCGAUCCCGAAAACGAAACCCAAAAAGUAUUAUCUAACAUCCUUCAAAGCAAAAGCGGCACAGACGUUUUCGUAUAUACCGUCGAAGACAAAAAAUACAAUAUAGUAUUCGAAGCCGCCUUUGAAUUGGCAUUAAGGGACGGCGAUAUCGUCGACAUCUUGGUGUCGCAAAAAAACGACAAAAUUCUAGUCAAAAUGAAGGACUUCAAAAAAGUUCCUCUCGAAAUUCAGUAUUACGAGCAAAAUGGCGGGCCCCUUUUUUGCGGGGAGGCCGCAACCACAGAAGAGGAGGAACAAAAUCACCACCACGGCAAGUACACGAUGAGUUUGGCUAAACUGUUCGAAGAUAAGGAAAUGCAAGAAGAAAAAUGGGAGGAGGAACUGAAGAGGAUCAUGAAAAAGAAGAAGCGACACAAAUGGGAAGGCACCAAAGCGUUCAAGGAAAUGAUGAAGCAGAUAAUGAAAAAAUUCGACUGGAAAAAAUUCGAGGAAGAUGCCAAAAAGGUGAUAGACGAGAUCGAGGUUCCGGCCACUGAAAAUCCAAUCGCCAUGGAAAUUGCCGAUCUGCAAAGUACGAAGAACGUUAACGAAGUAAUCGCGCGAAGCGAAGAUUUGCUCGGACAGCUGCCUACCCUUAAGGACAUACCGGAAAUUCUUAAAAACUUGGGCGACGCGACUCUCACGGAAAUCGAAAGCGACCGAUCGAUUAACGGACGGGUUACGGGGGCCAAAGUUAAACUUACUUCGGGCAAGGAAUGUUUUAUCAGCGGACAAAUGGUUCAUACCGAAGAUGGUGACGUUUUCGUACCGGGGCAAACGGUUGAAAAUGAGUUUGGUGACGAAUACGCCCCCGGAAUCACCAUUAAUAUCGACAAUAAACCAACUCUGAUUAACGGUCUAAUCAUGGGAGAUAACGAAAAAGAUCCGUUGUUUUUGCCAACGCAAUCGACAAUUACAUCGGGUGGUCAAUUAACUUUUGCCAGCGAGGUGGAAGAACGACCGCCACCAGAACCGGAGGAACAAAGACAGAAAAGAAGGAGAAAACUCUUGAGAAUUAUAAGUGUCGUACCCGAGGAAGAAAACAACGAUCAAGACGCAAUUAAGGAGUGCAUCGAAGAGGUGAUGAAAGAACAAGGGGUCGAGGACAUGAACAAUAUCGAAAUAAUUGUGGGAAGUGCCGAAAAAUCGAGCAUACCAAGCGACGAAGAAACUGACGAGGUCUCCACGGACUCUACUUUGGACAGUGCGGAACUGAAUACGUCCGAAAUGGAGGAGGUCGACCUGGAAGCGAUUCGUUUGAAACACGAACAGCAACGCUUAGAGUUGGAAAAGUUAAAACAGAUGUUACAGGACGACGGCAUGAACGAUCUAUUGAAUAGCUUAGAGGAAAAAAAGAAGCAGCUGCAGAGAAAACUCGACGAACUCCGCAAGAUAAGUUUAGUGUCCCAAAAUAACCUAAUAUCGUAUGUAAGCGAUAGCGACGCGUUAAAUGCGGCGUCGAGAAUAACUCAAGAAAAUGACACCUUAAAUAAACUUUCCGAAAUACUGAUCGCGAUAACUAGGAGGUCAGCGGCUUUCCGGGAUAAAAAUAGUGUUCGCGUCGAGAACAUUAACAUGGACGUUAACAUCAAACAGACAGAUAUCGAUGUCAAAUUUAACAAGUGCUCCAGUAAAUUGAAGGUUUUGUUUAAGAACGCUUUAGUUGUAGCUAACGACGUUUACAAGAAUAGACCCAAAGACCAGCUUUUAGCACUUCAUUCGGUAGUCGAUAUUAUUUCGGACAUGCUCAAAAAUAACCCCGAAGUGCUUAACGAAUUGCUAUCCCUAAUGCAGACUUCGUCCGAUCGUUUAGAAGUCUGCGACGCGGUAUUGAGGCAGCUAACUUACGACAUUUCCCACACCAAGAUGGCAGCGUUGAAAAACUUAGCUGCGGAAGAUUUAUCGAUAAUGGAUGCGGUCAAAUAUCUAGAUCGCAUUAUCGGCGACGGCCAUAUUAUGAAUUGUUCCUUUACAAAAUUGGUCAAAGUUAGUCCGGGAAUCUUGCAAGAUUUUUCGCAAUUCAUCAAAGCUUCAAUUAAAACGGUCGACUCCGAAGAAAAAUCCGUAGAAGCGCUUCAGGAUUGCAUCGUUAAUUCUGUUAAAACCAUGAUGAGUAACAACCUUGAAGAAUUGUUGGAGAAAAAAGAAAGCACGUUGAGGGAGUUUAUACAGGAAGCACUAAGUUUUGCGAAGGCACUCGAUUUGGACGACAUUGUUGAGAAUCUCUCGCAGCGAAAAACAUCUUUAAACAAUUUGAAGGAUAUUUCCCUAGACAUGAUAAAACGGAUGACGAUUAUACGCCAAUUGGCGGAAAGAGAUUAUUCUUUAAAGACCGCUAUUUCGAGGAUUAAAAAGAAUCCCGAGUGUGCCAAAUCGGAUCCCAGAAUAAGGCAAUUAAUUAGGGAAAGUGCCGUUCUAAUAUCGGAUGAAAAACCGGUAAGAAAUUCGAGAGAAAUCCCAUACGAUCUCAUGAAGAAACAAAAUUUGUUGGCGAUUGAAGAUUUUAUAUUGAAAAGGAUGAGACUGGAUUGUCCCGUGCUAGUAACACGUGGUUCUCUACAAGCUGUAGUUCCAAAGGACGCAUCUAGGGGCGUGUUGGCGGGACGAAUUCCUUUUGUACUAAUUGACGAAUCUGGAGUGACAAAUUUUAAACCAAUGCAUAUGUUAUCCUCCAUUAGUGUGAAUAAAAAUCGCGAAAGAAGAAUCGGGGACUAUUUAAGUGGUGUUCGAGAGAGGUCCAAGUCGAUAUCGGUGGAAAAAGACGAAGCCAAGAACUAUUUGCAGGCAAAAAGCAACGCGCCUGAUGGUCAAUACAUGGGCACUGCCCGUGGCCGGGCGAUGAGUUCGGGUGCCCUUUUUGGGGGCUACGCGGGCCCUCGUUUUUAAAAUCAUGCGGGAAGAGGAACUAGAAGUGGCUCUUAAGGUGGUCAUCGUGGGCAAUGGUGGAGUUGGCAAAUCUAGUAUGAUCCAAAGAUAUUGCAAAGGAACCUUUACCAAGGAUUACAAGAAAACCAUUGGCGUCGACUUCCUUGAACGCCAAAUAGA
This is a messenger RNA of Cylas formicarius (sweet potato weevil), 7623 nucleotides long. RefSeq lists its product as uncharacterized. NCBI's taxonomy places the organism in Eukaryota, Metazoa, Arthropoda, Insecta, Coleoptera, Brentidae. The coding region runs from base 382 to 7464 and encodes 2360 amino acids. The transcript is spliced from 6 exons. The record is from RefSeq and is a predicted model, not a curated record.